Paramuricea clavata is the source of this 444-nucleotide messenger RNA. The record is from the annotation of a GenBank genome assembly. Lineage: Eukaryota; Metazoa; Cnidaria; Anthozoa; Malacalcyonacea; Plexauridae.
AUGUGGUUUAAUAUUGAUUUAGGGGAACAUCAUCAAGCUCUAAAUAUGCAGCAUUCCGUGAAGCAUUUACAUAUUCCUCCACAAAUGGUGAUUGGCUUUGGGCAAGUUCAAAUGAAUCAAGUGUUAGAACAUUGUGGGUCUAUUUUUUCCGUUGAUGAUGUUUACAAAUUUGUUGAAAUUUGGCAUCAUAACCAUGCACAUUCCAUCUACUUGAUGCUUUGUAACGUUUUUGAUAUCAAUGAAGAUACUUGUAUAACUGGUGCAUGUAAUUUAUUAAUACCUACAUUUGAUGAUGAUGAUGACAAUGUUGAUGAAGAAGAUAUAAAUGACGAAUGGGCAUGCUUUCUUGACGAUUCUGAUCUUUUAAACAUGGCUCUGGAAAACCUAUCCAUUUCCCAUUUGAAUGACAAUGACUCUAAUGAAAACAUUGAAGAAUCUUUCUAA